This is a messenger RNA of Aspergillus thermomutatus, 2397 nucleotides long. RefSeq lists its product as uncharacterized. The record is from RefSeq and is a predicted model, not a curated record. The coding region runs from base 1 to 2397 and encodes 798 amino acids. Lineage: Eukaryota; Fungi; Ascomycota; Eurotiomycetes; Eurotiales; Aspergillaceae. Gene Ontology annotation, molecular function: protein binding. The transcript is spliced from 6 exons.
AUGGCGUCUCGCAGCGGUCCUGAUGGAGAACCUUCGGGACCGAGGUUUCGCCCAGGAGACGGCCUACAUCUCCGACCGCUGAAUGUCGAAAAGGGAUCAAACAGGUUUCCUGUGACGGACUCUAUACCUCCCCAGACCGCAACUUGGCGGAACAAUUUGAUCGCACUUUCUCAGCGUCGUAACUUGCUGUUCGUGGCCUACAGCCAUCAAAUCUAUGUAUGGGAGCCUGCUGGCUCGUUUCAGAUGCUCGGCUCCCAGCCUGAAAUGACUAUCACUCCUGUUAUGAAGGAGCCCCAUAGCAGUGGCUAUAUAUCGCCAAGCAACCCUCAUGCCAUUAACAACCUUCUCGUGGAUGAUCUCGGUCGCGAGGAGGUGUUGCUGCUUGUCACUGACUCGGGAAAUGUCUGCGGUUACCGAGUCGAGGCAAUUUUCUCAGCGCUGAAGCGCGCCGCAGAAAACGAGGACAAACGCCCGCUUGAUGGUUCCCAGGUGGACCCAUUCUUCGCUGAAUACGUGCAGGCGAGUGCCUGGGGCUUGGCUAUACAUAAAUUUGCGCGGCUUAUUGCUGUAAGCGCAAACACGGGUCUCAUCACUGUCUUCGCAUUUGCGCUGGUAAAUCCUACAUCUACAGACUGUGGGAAUGAGCCGGAGAAUGAACUCGAUUUCACGGACUACGAUCAGACCUGGUUGGACAUUAGGGGUAAUGAGCAAUUUGCGCAAUUGCAACGACUCAUGCCGGACAAGCACCGGACAAGAAACAUCAAGCUCACCUACACAGGGCACUUUUCAAACAUACCGUCUGUCGGCUUCUAUAACUGCGAUCUUGAUCCCAAUGGAACAUGGAUGGUCAGUACUGAUAUCGACAACAAGCUUCUUGUGUGGAAAAUCUGGGAGAGCCUUGGCCCAUUCAACGUCUAUCACUUCAACGAGACUACCUUCAGGUCGUUUCCGGAAACUUUGCGUAAUGACAGCGAAAGAGGCUGGGCCGUCCUCGCCCUUGACCCACGCACGAUUCAACCAGUCAAGUCUACAGAAGAGGCCUUCGGCGGUCAGCCUUUGCGUCGCAAGAAGCGCGGCCAGGUAGUGUUCGACAUUACGAGACUGAGCCAUCAUAUACCAGAUGCUUCACAUCUUUACAACUACUUUCCACCCGCAGUCAGAUCUGAGCCUGAUCAAUCAGUUUUGCCUGACAUCUUCGGAGCGGACUGUCGCAUCAGUGGUGAAACUCAAAAACAAGCCUAUACGACAAGGCCCAAACGUCAUCCUCCGGACCACAGCAGUUUUCCAGACUCGGGAGCUGCUGGUGAAGCCAAUCGUCCCUCAGGGGCAGCCAACAGCUCUGAUUAUCAUGCUGCCGAUGGUUCGACUGCUGAGGACGAAAGUAGUGAGACGGACAUGAAUUCGGACUCGAGCCAGAGAGCUUCGAACCAGGAUGCUGUCGGAUCUGGCGACGAUGGGAACACAGACGGUUUCCACCAUGCGAACGUCAAUCUUCGGCGCCAUCAUGGACAAGGACCCUUGACAACGGCAGAGUUUCUUCAGUUUGCACUGUUAGAAGCCUUGGGUGGCGACAUCCCAGGUGCCGAAGAAUAUUUUGACGACAAUCUAGAUUACUCAGAUAUCGAUGAGGACGACCGGGGAGAAGACAGCAACGAUACUGAUGAGGAGAUGGACGAUGCCGAGGACCGUUCUUCCGACAGUGAUGCCGUUUCGGACACAGAACUUGCCGCAUACUCGGCUUCCGAUGUCUCCAUACGCGCGUGCGAUCGUUUUAACAUGGUCAAGUACAUUCCCGAGCACGGCAUAGUUGUCGCGGCAUCCCAGAAAGGCCGUGCCGCCGUGAUAGCUCUUACGCAAUCCGAAGAAACUGGUCUGUCAUUUAGAGUCGAUUGGAUAGUUCCGUUUGAGAGUCAGGAAAAGUUCGGUGAUCGUCCUUUGGUCCCCCUGUUAGGCAUGAGCGUCAGCCCCGUUCAGGGAUUUGAGAUGCCUCCAGAUGUGCCCUACAUCCCUCGCCACGUGGGCGACGGCAAAGAAUUGAAUUUCCAAUUUAAGGAUGUCAAUCACGACAGGAGCAAUACCUUCGCACCAUCUUCCAAUCUAGAGGGUGGUUCGAGAAAGAUAUAUGCUCCGACAUUUCCUUCAGGGCCUGGGCUGAGACAAUCUGCAGCAGAGCGUGAACAACAAUACCCGUCCACACUGCCUGAAUGUCACGCUAGAGCGACCCGAGCCUAUCAGCCAGACGAGCAUUGGCGAGGCUGGAAUCCCUCACGUCGAUAUCGUCUACUGUUGAUGUACGAUGACCAUACCGUAAUGAGCUACGAGUUCUGGUACGACUGGAAGACGAAAGUAUCCAAUGAAGAGGACGGAAUGGAUCAAGACGAAGUGCUCAUUGUCUGA